AUGAAGUGUAAGGCCUCUAUGUACGAUUUCCAACUCUAUUCGCCCUCUAAUUUUUCCGUUUCAAUCAAAAUUUUAUCAAAAUUUUCAUCUUUUUUUAACCCCAUUUUUUCAGGUUACGAAGCCAUGAAUGCCUUUCGUUUAGUGGCCGAUUUGAGCCACUUGUUCGCUAUUCUGAUCCUGCUGUGGAAGAUCUGGAAGACGCGAUCGUGUGCCGGCAUCUCCGGCAAGUCGCAGAUCCUGUUCGCGCUCGUGUUCACCUGCCGUUACCUUGACUUGUUCACCGCCUAUGUCUCCUUGUACAACUCGGCGAUGAAGGUAGGCGCGGUUUCGGAGAUGCUUGUUGAAGUUUAGGCAACGCUAUUAGAAGUUUUCAUAAAGUGCAUGGACAUAUGUCGCGGUCCGCACCGUGCACAAAAUUGCGUCAAAAAUCUUGAAAGGAAGAUCGCUUUUCCCCUCGGCGAUGCGAUUUUCGACGCGACAGAAUGCUCAUUAUUUUCCCGACAGACUGGUAGCAUUUUCAUAAAGUGCAUGGACAUUUGUCGCAGCCUGCGCCGUGCACAAAACCCCCCGAUUUUUUGCACCGUGCAUUCUCCUUUUUUUGGUAUUGCACUGUGCAGUUGAAAUAUCGCUGCGACGAGAGGUUUCCUCAACUUCAUUGUCGCGGCUUUGCUGAAGAAUUCGCACAGUGCGAAAAGUGAAAACUAAAAAUGCACUGUGCGUUGGCGACAAAUUUUGGGAUGCACUGUGCAAAAGCUUUUCGCACGGUGCAUUGAACUUUGUCCCACGCUUGUCGCCAAUGCACAGUGCGUUUGCACUUUUCGCACAGUGCAAACCUCAAAAAAGCCGUUUGCACUGUGCGAAUUUUUGAGCGGAACCGCGGCGACGCAGUUGGGAAAAACUCUGCAUCGCGGCGAUAUUUCGAUGCACAGUGCAAACCCAAAAAAGGUGAAAUGCACGGUGCAAAAAAAUGGAGUGUUUUUUGUACACGGUGCGGGGCGCGACAAAUGUUCGUACACUUUGUGAAAAUGCUAUCGGUAAACGGUGUCUUUUAGCUCUAAAUUGUCGUAAGGACAGCUUAUAAAACUUUUUCUGACAGUAAUCUGACAGGUUCGGGAAGCAUUGGGGUUACUGUAACAAAAUUUAUUUGUGCGUUUUGCUUUUUACUACUCGUUCCGGAAAGUCGCCGGACUGAUUUUUGGUGUUUGCACUGCGCGAAAAAGUCAGGGUGCGAGCGACAGCCGAAGAUUGCACGGUGCAAAGAACAAAGAUUGCACAGUGCAAAGAAAAGUUUUUUUCGCACAGUGCGCGUCGCCGAUUUCAGUCCGGCGACUUUCCGGAAGGACUGGUAAAGGGUCCUUUUAGCUAUAUCUUGUUGUAAAAAUGAGCUAGAGAGCUUUUUGUGACUGUCCAUUUCGACAAUCUAGGGUUACUGUAACAAAUUUUUUUGGGAUUUUGGUCGGUAAAGGGUAUUUUUAGCUGUAGCUUGUUGUAAAGACGAGUUAGAGAGCUUUUUGUGACAGUAAUCGGUCAUGUUAGGCAACUUGAGGGUUACUGUAACAAAAAAAUUUUUCGGGAUUUUUCUUGGUAUAGGGCAUAUUCAGCUAUAGCUUGUCGUAAAAACGAGUUAGAGAGCUUUUUGUGACUGUCCAUUUCGACAAUCUAGGGUUACUGUAACAAAAUUUUUUUCGGGAUUUUGGUCGGUACAGGGUAUUUUUAGCUGUAGCUUGUUGUAAAGACGAGUUAGAAACCUUUUUGUGACUGUAAUUGGUCAAGUUAGGCAACUUGAGGGUUACUGUAACAAAAAAUUUUUCAGGAUUUUGUUCGGCACGGGAUAUUUUUAGCUAUAGCUUGUCUUCAGAACACCUUAUAGAGCUUUUCUCACAGUAAUCUGACAGGUUCGGGGUUACUGUAACAAAUUUUUUGGGGUUACUGUAACAAAUUUUUUUUUCAGGUUCUCUUCAUCUCGGCCCUCUACACCACCGUCUACAUGAUGUACUUCCGUUUCCGUUCGACCCUGAACAAGGAGGAGGACACGUUGCGGGUGGAGAUCCUGAUCCUGCCGUGCGCCGUGCUGGCCGUCUUCAUCAACGCCGACUUUACGUUCCUGGAGAUCCUGUGGACGUUCUCCAUCUACCUGGAGGCGGUCGCCAUCCUGCCGCAACUGUUCAUGCUGCAGCGGCGCGGCGAGGCCGAGACCAUCACGGCGCAUUACUUGUUCGCGUUGGGCUCGUAUCGCGGGCUGUACAUCUUGAACUGGGUGUAUCGCUACUUCACGGAGGGCUUCUUCGACCCGAUUGUGGUGGUGUCGGGCGUGGUGCAGACCGUGCUGUAUGCGGACUUUUUCUACUUGUACGUGACCAGAGUGGUCCGAGAGAACCGAAAACUCGAGCUCCCGAUUUGA
Molecule: messenger RNA, 2401 nt
Organism: Bursaphelenchus xylophilus (pine wood nematode)
Lineage: Eukaryota; Metazoa; Nematoda; Chromadorea; Rhabditida; Aphelenchoididae
Source: the annotation of a GenBank genome assembly